Perognathus longimembris pacificus (Pacific pocket mouse) is the source of this 820-nucleotide messenger RNA. Its product is annotated as gamma-crystallin D. NCBI's taxonomy places the organism in Eukaryota, Metazoa, Chordata, Mammalia, Rodentia, Heteromyidae. Gene Ontology annotation, biological process: visual perception; lens development in camera-type eye. Gene Ontology annotation, molecular function: structural constituent of eye lens. The transcript is spliced from 4 exons. Bases 99 to 752 code for a protein of 217 amino acids. The record is from RefSeq and is a predicted model, not a curated record.
GUGAUAGCAACACGAAUAUUCCAGAAAGAAUGACCUACACCCACAAUGAGUCUCGUGGACUAUGAUAGCAAAGAGAGGGAUGGGGGUGGGGGAAGGACAUGAACAUGCUCCCCGCGGGCCCCUUUGUGCUGUUCCUGCCAACGCAGCAGCCCUCCUGCUAUAUAGACGGCCACACUGCGCCACGGACACACACACACUCGACCUCCCAGCCGCCUCCACCAGCCAUGGGCAAGAUCACCUUCUACGAGGACCGGGGCUUCCAGGGUCGCCACUACGAGUGCAGCAGCGACCACUCCAACCUGCAGCCCUACUUCAGCCGCUGCAACUCGGUGCGCGUGGACAGCGGCUGCUGGAUGCUCUAUGAGCAGCCCAACUACUCGGGCUGCCAGUACUUCCUGCGGCGGGGUGACUACCCCGACUACCAGCAGUGGAUGGGCCUCAGCGACUCCAUCCGCUCCUGCCGCCUCAUCCCCGACCAAGCUGGAUCUCACAGAAUCAGGAUCUACGAGAGGGAAGAUUACAGAGGCCAGAUGAUGGAGUUCACCGAGGACUGCCCGUCUCUCCAGGACCGCUUCCACUUCAAUGACAUCCACUCCCUCAAUGUGCUGGAGGGCUGCUGGAUCCUCUAUGAGAUGCCCAACUACCGGGGCCGCCAGUACCUGCUGAGGCCAGGGGAUUACAGGCGCUACCACGACUGGGGCGCCAUGAACGCCAGGGUGGGCUCUCUGCGGAGAGUCAUGGAUUUCUAUUAAAAUAUGUUGUCCUGCAUCGUUUCUCAAUCUGGAAGCUAAUAAAAUACUUUCUGUGUGUUCCUGGCACU